Molecule: messenger RNA, 867 nt
Organism: Mycena citricolor
Lineage: Eukaryota; Fungi; Basidiomycota; Agaricomycetes; Agaricales; Mycenaceae
Source: the annotation of a GenBank genome assembly
AUGUCAGGGCAUCACCGCAUCACCCUCGCCGCCAAUCCCCCCUACUUCGAUGGCGACAAGUCCAAGUACCUGGGCUUUGUGGAUGCGUGCACCACUUACAUCGGUGCCUAUUGGUCAGAGUUCUCGCUGGACGAGACAAAAAUCUUCUUCGUCCUGUCCUACCUCCGCAAUGAGAGCGGCACAAGCUGCGCCGCCUCAAGAUGGGCGAUGAACUGGAAGCAGCACAAUUUCGAGGGCUUCCAAGGACUAAAGGCGGGAGUCACCGCGACAAGCUUCUUGGAGGAGCUUCAGAGGGCCUUUGGGGAUUCCAACGCAGAGCAAGUCGCUGCCGCCCGACUCAUGGCCCUUCGCCAGGGCAGACGCAAGGGCGAGUACAAGAAGGGGGAACAGGACAAUAUCCUCAUCGAGUUUCUUGAGCGCAGGCUCAGCAGCGAAAUUGCAAGCCGCCUCUACAACACUGGCGUCCCCCUGCCCAAGGCAUAUGGUGCCUUCAAGAACUGGUGUGUCAACAUCGAGGCAAACGCUCUACGCGAUCAGCUGCGCAAAGCAUCGCAUGCGCAAUCCGCACCACGACCGCCUCCCCAAUUCCGCCCGCAGGUAGCCCCAAUGACACCUGCACCCGCCCCGGCCCGACCCGCUGCCAACGAACCAGUUCCGAUGGAAAUCGAUCGCACCCACGCCCGCGGCCGCAAUAUCAUCUGCUACAACUGUCAGCAGCCUGGGCACAUUGCGCGGAACUGUCCGGAGCCAAGGAAGAAGCGCACAUUCUUCAAUCGGGCCACGAUGCUGGAAGAAAUCGAGAACGGGGACAAGGACAACGAGUUCCUCAAGGAGAUUGCCGAGAAGCUGCGUGAGAAGGGUUUUUGA